This is a messenger RNA of Malassezia japonica, 735 nucleotides long. It is a transcript of the gene IDI1, whose product is annotated as isopentenyl-diphosphate Delta-isomerase. NCBI's taxonomy places the organism in Eukaryota, Fungi, Basidiomycota, Malasseziomycetes, Malasseziales, Malasseziaceae. The transcript is spliced from 3 exons. Gene Ontology annotation, cellular component: cytoplasm. Gene Ontology annotation, molecular function: isopentenyl-diphosphate delta-isomerase activity. Gene Ontology annotation, biological process: isopentenyl diphosphate biosynthetic process; isoprenoid biosynthetic process. The coding region runs from base 1 to 735 and encodes 244 amino acids. The record is from RefSeq and is a predicted model, not a curated record.
AUGUCGACGACCGCGGAACCGACGCGUGCUGAGGAUGUCUCGCUUGCGGGACACGAUGAGGAGCAGAUUCGUCUGAUGGAGGAGCGCUGUAUUGUCCUGGACAAUGACGAUAACUACAUCCGCGAUGGCAGCAAGAAGGAGUGCCAUUUGAUGACCAACAUCAACGACGGCCUGCUUCACCGUGCCUUUUCCAUGUUCAUUUUUGACCCGACGACCGGCAAGCUGCUUCUCCAGCGCCGCGCUCCGGAAAAGAUUACGUUCCCGAAUAUGUGGACGAAUACGUGCUGCUCGCACCCCCUCGCUGUGCGGUCCGAGCUGGACGGCCGUGAGGGUGCGAAGCGUGCGGCGCAGCGCAAGCUCGAGCACGAGCUUGGUAUCCCGCUGAACGAAGUGAAUUUGGAAGAUAUUCAGUUCCUGACGCGUAUCCACUACCUCGCGCCGAGCGACGGCCUGUGGGGCGAGCACGAAAUCGACUAUAUCCUGUUCCUGACUGCGCCGGUCUCGCUGAAGGUCAACGAGAACGAGGUUUGCGACGUGAAAUGGGUUUCUGUGGACGAGCUGAAGCAACUGAUGAACGACCUGGACCCCUCUUCCUUCACGCCUUGGUUCAAGCUUAUCGUGAACGAGUUCCUUUUCCCGUGGUGGAAGGAGCUGCUGGAGCACCCUACCAGCGAGGGCAAGUACGAUGCCAAGGUGCUUGCCAGCCUCGAGAAUGACAAGAUUCACCGUCUUUAG